Cryptococcus amylolentus CBS 6039 is the source of this 681-nucleotide messenger RNA. RefSeq lists its product as hypothetical. The record is from RefSeq and is a predicted model, not a curated record. Bases 1 to 681 code for a protein of 226 amino acids. The transcript has a single exon. Lineage: Eukaryota; Fungi; Basidiomycota; Tremellomycetes; Tremellales; Cryptococcaceae.
AUGUCCCAAUUUAACAAUCAGGAUGUCUACAACCCUCUAGAUCGAUACAGAGAGUUCCUCGACAGUCAUAUCAGAACGAUCCAGAAUCGGCGAAUUACCUCAGAAGACCAAUCGGCCGAGUCCCGAGGAGCAUCAUCCGUCUCUCCCUCCGUCGACAUGAGCCCUGUGGCAAGUUUCGAUCCAAACGAUAUCGAAGAGAACGUGAUUGAACACUGGGUGGAUGUCGAAAAUGCCAAUACUCCCUCGACCGUGAUUCUGGAGGAUGAGGAUCUUGUCGGAGAUGACGAGAACAGGCCCCCUACCUAUGAUUUUGGUCCGGCAAGUAAUUCUGCAGCUCACCCCACGAUGCUGGGGUUUAUGUUCUCGGAACGACAGACCGGGAUCCCCGGAGAAAGUGUCGUAAUCCUCUGCACCAACUCGUCCCCUCAAGGCGCGUCUUACGCCAGGUGGAUGCUUGACCAAGUGGAUAGCGGGGGUCGUGAUAGGCUAUGGAAUAGGAUCAGUAUGGAUGACGCCAUCACGCUUUAUCUGGGUGAUCUGGAUGAGGACAGGAGAGAUGCUAUAUCGGGCUGGAUGUUGAUAGGGCUUGAUCAGUUCUGGAGGACGGGGCAGUCCAUGUUUACUUUUGGACUUAGAGGCGCCUCGGUGGACGAAGAUGCUGCCCAGAACCGAGAGAGAUGA